UUAUUUAAUUGUGUACCAACUUCUUCAGCACAGGAGAUUAAAGAGAAGCUUUAAGAAGAGUGAGAGGCUGAGAGGAGCGUAGUGACCGUCCACCUCAGACCAUAGCAUGAGCUGGUGUAAUUCCAGCUGAUGUAUUUAAACGUGUUCAUAUCAAGCACACACUGACCAACACAAAAUAUGUUAGUUUAUGUGAAGAUAUUAUUAAUUGUUGCCAUGACAACCCAAACUGAAGCACCAUGCCCAUGGUCUGGUACCUGCAGCUGCUCGUCAUCUAGCAUGUCAAACCAGCAGGCAAAGCAAGUCGAGCCGAAAUACACGGUCAACUGCACUCACAAGCAACUUCCAGCCAUCCCUCCUAGCUCAGGAAACCCAGCAUCCCUCACAUACGAACUCAUCGACUUUUCUCACAAUAACAUCACUUCCAUACAAGAUGGUGCUUUUCAAGAACUGACUACAGCACAGCGGAUAGUCCGCUUGUCUCUGACACACAACCAGAUCAGCUACAUCCACAGAAAUGCUUUCUUUGUCUUGAAGUACAAGUUGGAUUACCUGUUCCUGGACUAUAACCAUCUGACUACAGUCCCUGGAGAAGCAGUGCGUUAUCUAGCUGCUCUGUCAGAGCUCCACCUAUCCUUCAACAAAAUCAACACCUUCCCUGCGAUGACAUUUCAGGGCUACAUGGAGAGCCUGGAGGAGCUGAAACUCCAAAACAACCAGCUGACCUCUCUUCCAACCAACGCACUUCUGGGUCUUCCUAACAUCUUCCGUGUCCUGGACCUCAGAUAUAACAAUAUAGAUACCCUCAACAUUUGUACUCUUGCUGGUUUUCCUAACUUACAGUAUGUGAAAAUGGAUGGCAAUCAGUUAUCAUGCACCUGUGAUCUCAAGUGGAUGACAGACAGAGAAGUAAAGCUCCAGAUUUCAGCGUCUACCCCAGUCUACUGCAGCCAGGGGAAAGAUAACAGGGUUCUACCUGAAAGUCUUCAGUGUGGCACUCCACCUAACUGUGGCUACUCAUCUAAACCUGCAGCCACAAUGAAUCAAACAACUACAACUACAACUUCUGCUACAGUGGCAAACGACAAAAAUUCAACAAUGGAAAAUCAAGACAACACAGUGGUAAUAGUUGCCAUUGUGGUGGUGAUUGGAGUUGUGAUCAUUGCCGUUAUUGUGGCAGUUGUAGUCAUUUGCUGGAUGAGACACAAACAGCACACCAUGACUAAUAUAGGUCAAGGCCAAAUGGGAAUAGGUGGUCAAGGACAUGACCCACUCAAAAGUGAAGGUCACCAGAUGAGCAUGCCAAAUUCCAUGGCCAAUGGAACAGAGCAUUUAGGGGGUGAACCAGGAUACGAGCCACCAGUCCUCCAUGCUGCUUCUCACCAGCACAUCUAUACACAGCUCCGUACCCUGCCCCCUACGCCAGUUAAUAACGAGACAGGAGAGGCUCAGUAUGAGGUAAUGCAUCCACCUGAUCACCCUGUGUAUCAGAACAAUUAUAGCUACUGUGAUGAUGUGAACGCCACUGCUCCUCAAACACAGAAUACACCAGAAUACUUGGAGCUGUUGCAGUAACUGGAUGGUAUACAUCCUGGGCAAUAACUUACUUUUCCACAUGCUGUCUUUCUAUGCACAAUUAUACAAAGUCUUAACUUACCGUAAAGCAAUCUACUUGCUGA
Molecule: messenger RNA, 1676 nt
Organism: Lingula anatina
Lineage: Eukaryota; Metazoa; Brachiopoda; Lingulata; Lingulida; Lingulidae
Molecular function (GO): protein binding
Source: RefSeq, a predicted model, not a curated record